AUGGGCAAGUCUUCGAAAAUUAUCCGCGUUGGCCAUGACGCGCCGCACCAGCCUGAUAUGGAGAGCGAGAGCAGCUACAGCUUUGUGGAACUGUCCAAGCGCCAGAUGAAGGUCAAAAUUCAGAGCCUGACGGACGACGAGGUCUCGUUCGACCUCAUAGGCGUGGAUGCUGCCAUAGCCAAUGCGCUACGCCGAAUCCUGCUGGCCGAGGUACCUACUAUGGCUAUUGAGCACGUAUACAUCUGGAACAACUCAUCCAUUAUUCAGGAUGAGGUGUUAGCCCACCGAUUAGGCCUCGUGCCGCUCAACGUGGACCCGCGCGAGUUUCAGGCAUUCCCAGAUAAUGAAGAGGCAGAAGCCACUGACGAGAACACUAUCGUCUUCAAGCUCGAUGUCACCUGCACGUUUGACCCUGAUCACCCGAAGGACCCUACGAAAGCGAUUCACUCUUCCGCGUACUCGUGCGACCUUGAGUGGGUGCCGCAAGGAAACCAGGAGGAGCGUUUUGGCUCAAUUCGCCCCGUGCACGAGGAAAUUUUGAUCGCAAAGCUGCGGCCAGGUCAAAGCAUAGCAUUAGAAGCUCACUGUCGCAAGGGCGUCGGCAAAGACCACGCCAAGUUUUCCCCCGUUGCUACAGCGUCGUAUCGCUUGCUGCCCAAGGUAGAACUACUGGAAAAGGUGGAGGGCGCCGACGCGAAGCGCCUAGUCGCUGAGUGCCAGAUGGGUAUUUUCGAUAUUGAAGACAUGUGUGGUGUUCCAACGGCCGUGGUGAAGGACGAACGUUCCUGUACGAUGUGCCGAAACUGCGUCCGCGAUCCUACCUGGAAUGAGAAAAUUCGCCUUGGACGCCAGAGUGACCACUUUAUCUUUAGUAUCGAGUCCGUUGGUAUGAUUAAGCCCGAGGAGCUGUUGCCGGAGGCUCUCAACGUGCUUGCAGAAAAGUGUAACAUUGCAUUAGAGUCAUUCACGCAAGUGGACGAAGACGAAGAAAUGGUCGAGGAGGAAGAUGAGGAGAAUGAGGCCUAG
Molecule: messenger RNA, 1026 nt
Organism: Peronospora farinosa
Lineage: Eukaryota; Oomycota; Peronosporomycetes; Peronosporales; Peronosporaceae
Source: the annotation of a GenBank genome assembly